Molecule: messenger RNA, 3342 nt
Organism: Toxoplasma gondii ME49
Lineage: Eukaryota; Apicomplexa; Conoidasida; Eucoccidiorida; Sarcocystidae
Exons: 1
Coding region: 1-3342 (1113 amino acids)
Source: RefSeq, a predicted model, not a curated record
AUGCAGCCUGGAUCCAAGGGGAGCGGAGGUAUUCACCGGGACAUCGUGCUGGCCGGCGGGUCGUCCUGCCGACAAGCUAGAAAAGUCUUCGUCUCCUGUGAAGUGCCCUCAACUGGCCAGCAGCGAAAUGAGUCUGCGAGCGAAAGUGCCGAAUUACCCCGAUCCUCCCUUUCAAGAGAGGACUCCUCUUUGGUGACUGUUUGUACCGAAACAGCCACCUCGGUUUCGAGCGCCACGAAGGGAGUUUCUCUGGUGGCCUACGCCCCCUCUGAGACAAAAGCCGAGGGAGGCUCUUCUUUCCCAGACACCGCGCGGAGUGGACUCUCGCAGGUGGCGCGCGACUUCCCCCCGUCGCUGCCAGAGGGUCCUGACUUUUCCCUCUCUUCCCUGUUAUUGGGUGGGUGUCCUGGGCACACAUCGUCCGGAUUGUCGAGGUCAUUCCCCAGCUCUAAUCGGCAGGAAUCGGUGGCAGAGGCGAGUUGUGACUCGACAAACGAGGGCUUUACUUAUUGUGAGCCGUCUCACGGCGCCUCUUCCGCCUCCUGUAUAAUGUUAGAUGCCGUAGAUGCGCCUCAGCAGUCCGUAGCGAAGUCCCGAGGACGCGGUUCAACGCACUGCGUACUCUGGUCUUGCGAGUGUAGACCCGCAUGCCGUCUGUCGUUUUCAGAAGAUCCUCCUCCCCAUGCUGCCGCAGCUCACCAGAGGGGUCAGCCUGUCGGCUCAGACGGUUUUUCUGGAGAGGACAAUGGCACCGCUUCAAACGGAUCCUGCGGCGAGUGCUUCCGCGUGUGUCAAGGGUAUCCUCUUUCUUGUGAAGAGAGGGCGCCUCCACACUUUCUUCCUUCAACGAGUAUGUCGGGACUGCGACAUCUUGCCCGCCUCGACGAGUUACGGAGGGAGGCAGACGCAGCAACUCUCUCCCAGAUUGAGAGAAUUGCCUCUCGACUGGCGCGCGUGGAACAUGUCACCUGGCUUGAGGAGCGGAAACGAAGACAGGAGGGUCAGACCGUGAACAAGGUCGACUCGAAAGUCGAGAGUGGACAGAAGCAUCGGAAUCUGUUCGACUUCUCUCAGGUGGCUUCUACGCGAAGUGACGGUGUUCCAUCGACUUUCCCCGACGCCAUCUGUUCCGCCGGUGCAAGUUCUGAAGACACGGCUCCCUUACAUCCGAUGCGGGAGAGAGGAAAACACGUUCGAGAGGAGCUGCCUGAGAAAGGCUGCAGGAGACAGAAAAUCUCCGAAGAUUGGGAUCCACAGUCUUUCUCAGGAAAUGAGGUUUUAACUGGUUUUUCUGGCGGCAUGCACUGCAAUGACGGCCGCGAAGAGGAAGACAUUAGGAGUCAAACUGCACCGGUGAGCAAUCCGGAGCGGACACGCAAGGAGGAACGGAGGAGCCUCGAAACUUCCGGUGCAAGCGACGAGGACAGAGGGUCGAGGCUGCGUCCUUGCACUUCCCAGUGCAGCGAGGCGCACGCGUCUGCGGAGACUUGUGAGGGUCUUCGCAAAUUUUCACAAGAGCUUGUGAAUGCGGGAGUUGGGGAAAGCCUAGACGAUUUUCACACGCGUAAAUCGACACACAAGUGUGUAAGCGACGGCGUCGACGGCUUUGUUGGGAGUGGUCCGGAACCAGAUGCCGAGGCAAGGCUAGCGGGUGCGGCGGACUUCUUGCUGCGGCGAGGCAUCCCGGCCGCUGUUUUUGAGACAAGGACUGACGCCACCGUGCUACCGCUCUCUUCUCCAUCAGUGGAAGGCGUCGCGCUUGCAGAUGUAAUGCCUCAGUUUCGCAGCGAGACUACACUGCCUCUCUGGGUCCUCUGGUGGUACUGUGGUCGCCACGCUGCAGCGACCGCUCGGAAUGGGGAGCCAGUCGGGCAAGAGUCAUUUUUAGUUUCAGUAGAGCUGUCCUCUUCGAGCGACGAGGAGAACUGUACAUCCACGAAAGUACGAAUGGAAAGCGGGACAUUUUCUAAGGGACAAACAGGUGCCGCGUUGUCUGGAAAGAGGUCGGAACCGCCGACACGUGGGCGGGAGGAAGGGAAUCGCAGGCAGAAGAAAGGAGAGACUCGAGUGUCGUGCGAUAUGAAGGGUGGCCGUGUACGUCGUGAGAUGUCACAGGAAGAUGACUGCGCUCCGGUGGACUUUCUAGAUGACUCCAGCAGCUUGUCAAACACAUGCGCUGACGCGAGAGGUGAAAACGAAGACAGGUGGGAAAACGGUACAGAAGACGAACAAGGCACACGACCACGAUACACAAACACAAGCCGCGGACGCCAGCGGGGAAAAGAGCGAGGGUCGCAGUUGAGUUGUUGCGGAUUCCGCACAGCAACAGAGACGAGAGAUGGAGGGGAGCCUCGUUCGGGGCGACGGGGUGGUGGGUCGUCUCCACGCUCGCCCCGAAUAGGAAUGCUUGCGAAAAAGGAUGCCUCCCCUUCCAAUUUAGCUCCACCGCCCUGUGACACCGAAGCGGCUGCGGAGGCUGUGAGGAGUAAUCUUGAUAGCACAGAGUCAGACGAAUGCACCUCGGAAACGCAAGCUGGUGCGACUGAGGCAGAAUAUAGUUCUACCUUUGGUCCCCGUUCGAAUGGUUCCAGACUGGCCACUGUUUGCAUGGAGGACUGUGGCUCAGCUCGUCGCUUCGAUUCUGGAGUAACAAACGUAGCUGCACGUCACGCCUACGCCAAGGGAGAAGGCGGCGCUGAGUUUGCGACACUUGAACAGACAUCAGGAGAGCAGAAGGAGUUGUCUUUUCUGCGUUGCUCACGUGAAAGUCACUUGAGCACCUGGACCCCCAGAAGACGUGUGUCAGCAGCAAGCAACGCCGAAGGCACUGUUUCUAGAUUUGCAAUACAGUCCACUGUUGUAGCAUCGAGAGACUUGCUCGCGACGGACGGUGGCUGUUUGGCAAACACAGACACUGUUGACACGGGACUCUCACCUCGCAAAUGUGAAGAAGCCACCCAUUUUUUGGAUCACUUUUCACCCCGAGGGCGCCCUGUGUUCAUCGACCUGCGCACACCACGAUGUUCGCCGCGAGCGCAUGCGCGGCUCCUUCGAGGAAGCACUCCUGUGUCUCGUGUCGGCACACCUAUUCAGCGACCGGUGGGCGCGGUCGACAUGCUGCCUCCUGGAGAGGAAGAGCCGAAACGGCGUGGCACAAGCUCAAGCUGCAGAUUCGUUUCGGCAGCGUCCCCUUCUUCGGAGCCUUCGCAUGUCCCAGCGAGGGACCGGAAAAGGACCCAUGAGGGCUCCACUCCAUGCUACCCGCCUCUGGAUUUGGUCACAGUGUCUCGUACAACACCGGGGUCGACGCCUCGAAAGCGCCAGCCUUCCAGGGGUGGCUGA